Messenger RNA from Papilio xuthus (Asian swallowtail), 2670 nucleotides. RefSeq names its product alanine--glyoxylate aminotransferase 2, mitochondrial. Gene Ontology annotation, biological process: tRNA aminoacylation; glyoxylate catabolic process. NCBI's taxonomy places the organism in Eukaryota, Metazoa, Arthropoda, Insecta, Lepidoptera, Papilionidae. The record is from RefSeq and is a predicted model, not a curated record. The transcript has 17 exons. Gene Ontology annotation, cellular component: mitochondrion. The coding region runs from base 61 to 2640 and encodes 859 amino acids. Gene Ontology annotation, molecular function: ATP binding; L-alanine:glyoxylate transaminase activity; aminoacyl-tRNA ligase activity.
AUUCAUUGUUGAAUUAUUAUUUCGUUAGUUCAGUUUUAGUUGCUUUAGUGAGAUACCGCAAUGGCUAAUACAGCGACAAAAUGUUGCUUCAAUCAAUUUGUUCGACGCUUCAGUACUCCAGCGAUACCGGAAUACAAUUUUAUACCUAAACCUUAUACGGGUCCAUCCGUCACAAAAACGGACAAAUUAAAACUGAACCAUGUUUCUCCAGUUGUUUAUGAUUUAUACAAGAAACCUCUCAUAAUACACCAAGGCAGCAUGCAAUGGCUCUACGACCAUGAAGGGAGGAGGUAUUUGGACCUCUUUGGUGGUAUAGUUACUGUCUCCGUCGGGCAUUGUCACCCGAAAGUUUCGUCAGCUCUACACGAGCAGAUUGAUACUCUAUGGCACACGACCAAUAUUUACCGCCAUCCUAAACUCUAUGAGUACGUGGAGAAACUAACUGCAAAGUUUCCUGGAGAUCUGAAGGUUGUAUACUUAGUGAAUAGCGGUACGGAGGCAAACGAUCUCGCUGUAGUCCUCGCAAAGGCUUUCACCGGCAACAAUGACGUCAUCUCCCUGCAGAGCGGCUACCACGGCUGUUCUUACGGAGUGAUGGGACUCACCUCUACACAGGCGUACCGACAACCUAAUAUAUCACACGCUGGAUUCUAUAACGCGUUGUUACCAGACCCCUACCGUGGUAUCUGGGGAGGCUGCCGGGACUCCUUGUCGCAAGCCCCCGGUGCGUGCAGCUGUCCCGGGGACUGUGUUACCUCUGAUAAAUACGCACAUCAAUUAAGUGAGCUUUUAGACAACUCAGUGCCCGCGGGUCGUGUGGCAGCGCUCUUUGCUGAAAGUAUACAGGGUGUCAACGGCGCGUUGCAGUUCCCUAAGGGUUAUCUGCGAAAAGCUUAUCAAUUGAUAAAGAAGUAUGGAGGACUUUAUGUCGCUGAUGAAGUCCAAACCGGUUUUGGCCGGACUGGAGAUACAUUCUGGGGUUUCGAGGACCAAGGCUUCACGCCUGACAUUGUUACCAUGGCCAAAGGUAUCGGGAACGGCUUCCCAUUGGCUGCAGUGGUUACUACAAAGGAGAUUGCGUCAGCGCACGCGCAGGCUUCAUAUUUUAAUACGUUUGGCGGUAACCCACUCGCGGCUACAGUUGGAAAGGCUGUUUUAGAAGUGAUAGAAGAAGAGAAUCUUCAAGAGAACAACAAGGUGAUAGGAAGGUACUUCAUCGAGCAGCUGAUGGAACUACAGAAGGUCCACCCGGUGAUUGGAGAUGUCAGAGGCAAGGGUCUUAUGUUGGGAUUGGACCUCGUCAAGCCAGGGACCAAGGAACCUAUGCCAUUAGACCAGUUCAAAAACAUCUUUGAAACUAUUAAAGAUCUUGGAGUAUUGAUAGGACGUGGAGGGAGAUGGAAUAAUGUCCUCAGAAUAAAGCCGCCGAUGUGUAUAAACAAACAAGACUUCACAUCUAAAGUGCUGAAAUGUGAAGAGACCAAGGAAUCAAUAGUGGAUUAUGGUAAAAUCACAAACUUUGAAGGAUAUCAAAUAGUUUUAGAAAACACUAUACUAUUUCCUGCAGGAGGUGGACAGCCCCAUGAUAUUGGAUGGUUGGAUAACAUUGAAGUUCUACAAGUGCUACGUAAAGGUGAUGAAGCACUUCAUUUCACAAAGGAGCCUUUAGCAGUUGGUACAACGGUGACACAGAAGAUCCAAUGGGAAAGAAGAUUUGAUCACAUGCAACAACAUUCUGGACAACAUCUUCUAUCUGCAAUAUUGGAGAAAGAGUAUGCAUUACCAACUACCAGCUGGUGGCUAGGAGCUGAAGAGAGCUAUGUGGAACUUGAUGCCAGUAGUGUGGCAGAGGAUGUCAUUAGAAAUGUGGAGACCAGAUGCAAUGACCUGAUCCGUGAUGCUGUUACAGUUAAUGUGAAGUUUUGUAAAGCUAAUGAUCCAGAUCUAAAUGAGGCACACACAAGAGGACUUCCUAAAGACUGCAUGGACACAAUCAGGAUUAUCUGCAUUGGAGAUAUUGAUGAGAACAUGUGCUGCGGCACUCAUGUCACUAAUCUGAGUCAAUUACAAGUGAUUAAAUUGCUGGGUACGGAGCCGGGAAAGAAAGGGAAGACCAAUUUAAAAUUCCUAGUAGGCAAUAGAGUGAAAAAGACAUUUCAGCAUAUGCUAGACAGAGAGAAAGCACUUACAGCUUUACUGAAAAAUGAACCAAACAAACAUGAAGAACUAGUAUCAAAAGUACAGAAAAAUCUUAAAAUAGCAAACAAAAGCUUGCAAAAUGUACUAUCAGAGUUAGCUCAAUUUGAGGUGGAUAGAAUAAAAAACAUUCAACCAAAGCCAAAGUAUAUUUUCAUGUGCAAAAAGGAAGCCACACCCGACUUCAACCGUUCGAUUUGCAAGGCAUUAGAGGGAGAUGGAAUAUUUUUAUUCCUUGCGUCUUCUGAACCAGAUAAGCCAAAGGAAGGUCAAAUUAUAAUUCAAGGUCUGGAAGAACAUUGCAAUGAACUUGGCCAACAAAUUACUGAACUUCUCAAAGCAAAAGGUGCCUUCAAACAUGGCAAAUUUCAAGGCAAAGCUGGCGAUUUGUCCGGUUUAAAUAAAUGCAAGAAAUUAGUUGAGGAAUAUUUUGCUAAUGUAUAAUAAAUCAUAUUAAACCAUUUUAAGCUGUAA